AUGAAAUCCUCCGCAGCGAUCGUCUUCCUCGGCCUCAUCCUCGCCGCUCUUUGUUGUUCCGUCCAGGCCCAUGGCAACGGUCGCGGCGGACGCGGCAACGGGCGGUUCCGCUGGCCCAUUCUCAUUGCAUCCGGCGAGUCUUCCUUGAAAUCGUGCCCUCGCGUCUAUGGCGUCAGGGGAUCUGCCGCGCUCAAGAACUAUCAGUCACAGAACGGCUCCCUGACUCUCACCUAUCAGCUGCUCGUUACAGGAACCACUUCAGCCCCCACCUCACAGUCUGUCGUAACCGGUAACCCCUGCGACACGCUGGUAACUCCAACCACUGUUACGGAUCUGCCCGGCACCUGGACUUCCACCUGGGUUCGCUGGGGCACAGCCUACACUCUGUACGGUACCAUGGAUGGCGCUGCGCUUAUGGCCGGUCUACAGAACACGAACGGCCGUCGCCGCGCGCCCAAGAUGUUUGUUGUGUUCCGCGGCAACGGGACGAUCUCUGGGAAGCUGGACUUCUGGUAG
Messenger RNA from Closterium sp. Naga37s-1, 516 nucleotides. NCBI's taxonomy places the organism in Eukaryota, Viridiplantae, Streptophyta, Zygnematophyceae, Desmidiales, Closteriaceae. The record is from the annotation of a GenBank genome assembly.